Messenger RNA from Diorhabda carinulata, 1578 nucleotides. RefSeq lists its product as uncharacterized. Lineage: Eukaryota; Metazoa; Arthropoda; Insecta; Coleoptera; Chrysomelidae. Gene Ontology annotation, biological process: regulation of transcription by RNA polymerase II. The transcript is spliced from 4 exons. The record is from RefSeq and is a predicted model, not a curated record. Bases 540 to 1334 code for a protein of 264 amino acids. Gene Ontology annotation, cellular component: nucleus; transcription regulator complex.
UAUUUUUAUUGUCCAAAAUUUUUUACAAGUACAGUUUAAAUUCAGUUACACAUGAUAUAAAAAUAUCCAAAUAACACAGCAAGCGCUAUACUAGAAAAACAGCAAUUGAACACAAAUAAUUUAUAGCUAUUUGGCAAAGCAGCUUCUGUUAUAAUCCCAGACAUCUAGUACUUGCUCAUAAAACUUAUAGCUCUGCUACACUUUUUCUUUUAACUAACCUGACCUUAAUUUGCAGAUAGUACCUAUAUAGAAACAAUUAAAGAAAACAUUUUGUAAAAAUUAGUGAUGUUUCAAACUAAAAACAUAAUUAAUUAGUAAUAUUUUCAUUCCCAAUUGUAAUGCUUUGAUAUGCCACUGUGUGCUACUCGCUUUGGGCCAAAUGGUAAUAGGCCAGCAUUAAAGAUUACAUACCCUCUCUUUUUCGUAGUCCAAGGUUUAGGUUAUGUUAUGUUCUGUGAAUUAUAUUUUUUUUGUGUGGCAUACAUCGUUAUUUAUUUCUUUAUGGUGUAAAAUUUUGUUAGGAAAAGUUAUUGAUAAUUAUGUCGGAGCAGUAUAUAUCAGAAAACACACAGUACGAAGAGAACUCUGAAGAUAUUGCAGGUCUCCUAUUAGAAUUCAUACAAAACUAUGAAUUUUUGUAUGACAUGAAAAAUAAAGAUUAUAAAAAUAGCAGAAAAAAAGAAGAUGCAUGGAAAGAAAUAGCAUCUAUAUUAAAUAUAAGUGUGGAUCAUUGUCAGAGAUUAUGGAAGUCCUUGAGGGACAAAUACACAAGGGAGAAGCGAAAUACAGGAAAAUCAGGUUCUGCAGCUCCCAAAUCAAAUUGGGUGUUGUUUCCGAAAAUGUCCUUCUAUGGAAAAUUCAGCAAACCCAGACAAACAUUCACAAGUAGGUCAAGACAAAACUUGGUGCUAAAGAGUCGCCCUUCAUCUUCAUGCAGCUCCGCUAGCAGUGGGAGAUCAGUUUGGAGCAUGCUGCUGUCUCCAGAGCCUCAGGGUGCAAAUGAGGGAAAAGAGGAGACUUUAGAGAGGGGGGAUUUGGUAUGUGAUAAUCCUGGUUCUUCCAGGAUUGGACAAACUACUUUAAAAACAUCCCCACAAGGUGUUUCUAAAAGAAAAAAGAGAGUUGCAGAUGAAGAGGUUAAUCAAUUUUUGGAACUGGGUAGAAGCCUGUCUAGUUGCAACAACACUAUCCAUAGGAAUCAAACCAGGCCAAAUGAUUCAAAUAGAUCAUUUUGCGAGUAUAUCUUUUCUGUACUAAAUGACAAUCCUCCUGAGAAAGCAAAAGAAAUUAGGAGGAGGUUCCUACAAAUCCUUUUAGAAGAAAACAUAAAUUAAUUAAAAAAAAAGACUAACGAAAUAAACUUUUUUAGAUAUACCAUGUACAACAAUAGCAAUUGUAGGCAUUAAAGGAAUACACAAAACUUCAAAAAAACAUUAAUCAAUCCUACAAUAUAAAUAUUAAAAUGAAGCUACAUACCCACCAAAAAUAAAAGACCAAUACUAAAAAGUUCCUUUGUGUCACUUAAAACUUUAUAUCCGUGAAUAUGCAGGUUAAUAAAAAUAAAGUAUAUGAAAGUAA